CAAUAUUCAGAAUAUCGAUUCAGACCUCCUUUUUGCAGAGAAAAAUGGCUCAAUGUGAUGACGAUGAACAAGGAAACGUUCCCACUAGCAGCACAUCAUAUCCUCAUCCUCUUUCCAUGGUGCCAAAUAGCGAUACCGCAACACAAUUCUUUAAUAUACAAGUCUGGCUAAGUCAACAACUAAAGCCUGUGCAUUUUUCUGAUCCAGUUUUUAUGACGUAUAACCCCAUGGAAUAUGCUGGCGGACUUUACUUUUAUUUCUUGCAACGAUUUUGUAUAGCAACAAAGCGAAUACUUAUUUUAGGAAUGAACCCUGGUCCCUGGGGAAUGGGUCAAACUGGGGUUCCAUUUGGGGACAUAGACACAGUUAAAUAUUAUCUUGGAUUGGAAGAGUUAGGUGGCUUUAUUGGCCAGCCCAGUCCACAGCAUCCAGCGAAAAAAGUAACAGGCCUCAAAUGCCACAGGAAGGAAGUUAGCGGGGCAAAAUUAUGGGGAGUUAUAAAAAAACUGACAAAUGACUGCCCAGCGCAGCAGGCUUUGCUAAAUCUUUGUGUUCACAAUUUUUGCCCGCUGAUUUUCAUGGGAACCUCUGGACGCAACUUAACACCAGAUGAAGUUAAAGCUGGAAGCAGUAAAGAACAACUAUUCAACUUAUGUUCAAUAGCCUUGAGUUAUUCACUGGAUGUUCUGGGUUGCAAAUAUAUUAUCAGUGUGGGACGGUUUGCCGAAAAGAGAGCCAGGAGUGUGAUUAAGACUUUCGAUAAAUCCCAAAAGGUUUUGGAAAUACCACACCCAAGUCCAAGAAACGCCACAAGCCGUGCAAAUUGGGAAGAAAACGUGAUCAGCAUACUGUCAACUGCAGAUCUGCUAUCAGAAUUUUCGAAUCCAAUCCAGUAUACUUAAUACCGUAUUAUAUUUUAUGUCACAAUGUAGAAUAUAUUCCUAAUUUUUUACUUAAAAGAAAUAAAAAUCUUUGAUAUUA
Messenger RNA from Cloeon dipterum, 981 nucleotides. RefSeq names its product Single-strand-selective monofunctional uracil-DNA glycosylase (gene Smug). Lineage: Eukaryota; Metazoa; Arthropoda; Insecta; Ephemeroptera; Baetidae. Gene Ontology annotation, biological process: base-excision repair. The record is from RefSeq and is a predicted model, not a curated record. Gene Ontology annotation, molecular function: oxidized pyrimidine nucleobase lesion DNA N-glycosylase activity; single-strand selective uracil DNA N-glycosylase activity. The transcript has 6 exons. The coding region runs from base 45 to 902 and encodes 285 amino acids.